GCUCCGACUUACUCCAUCUAUUUCACGGCCUUUUGGACCUUCUCCAGCUGCGCGGCGACGGCGUCCUUCGCGUUCGAGGCGGCGACGGCGGCCCCGCGCGCCUCCCAGCCCACCUUGGCGCCGACGAGCCCUCCGAGGACGGCGCCAAUACCGGCGGUCUGGAACGUCGCCUUGAUACCCGCAAACGGCCCGGCCGGCUCGGCCAGUUCGCCCAGGUCCGGGACCGCCCCGGGCAGCGACACCUUCGGCAGGUCGACCUUCUCGGGCAGCACGGACUGGACCUCGGGGGGAAGCGCGGCUUUCGCUUCUUUGAUCGGCUUCAAAACGGCACCGACGGCGUUCGCCUUGGUAGUUUCGACCUGUUCCAAGGCACUGGCUUUGGCCUGCGCCACGCUGUCGACGGCCGCCUCCUUCGCAUCCAACACAGAGUCCUUGGCGUCCAAUACCGAAUCUCUCGCAUCCAAGACCGAGUCCUUGAGCGAGUCGAAGUCGAAGGCGAGGAGGUGCGUGCCGGAGAAGUCAAACGCCAGCAGGUGCGUGCCGAGCUCGUUUAAAAUUGAGGCAGCGCAGGUCGUGGGCGUGCGCCGCCGCGCUGGCGCCGCGUGGAAGCCCGCGGUCAUCCCGCAUGAGAUCAAAAGCAGGGCAGCUCUGGCUUGGCGCAUGGUUUUACAGCCGUGGGAUGCGCGACCUCGCGAGCAAGCGAUGCUGGCGGGUAGAGAGGCUGCAAACGAAGGCGUGCGCGGCUCACAACUCUCCGGCCUGCUGCCUGGCGCGAGAACAGCGCGCUUUUGUUCUAAGAUUCCAGCUUAUCUCGCGGGUUUCCAAGGCUGA
This is a messenger RNA of Pelagomonas calceolata, 831 nucleotides long. The record is from the annotation of a GenBank genome assembly. Lineage: Eukaryota; Pelagophyceae; Pelagomonadales; Pelagomonadaceae.